UUACUCUCAGGUUUCAUUCAGAAACCAUUUUGCAGUUGGAGAUGGUUUGUGAAGAAACAAACCUCUGAUGCGGGGUUACCGUGUGUCUCUGAAGUAGCUUGUGCUGUGUCUCAGGAGUCCUGGUCCUGUCCUGGUAUCCACCCGGCAUGGCUGAUGAUAAUGGAGAACCUUCAGAUGACCUGGUGCCUGCGAUUCUGGACACCGCCCAUCAGUACAACAUCCAGGUAUGGCUCCCAUGGCGCAUUUUACCGCUAUAAGAACAGCAUGGGUAAGAGCCUCCCACUCUUUUAUAUCUAUGACUCAUACCUGACAACCCCUGAGGCCUGGGCCCAUCUCCUGACACCAGACGGGCCACACUCAAUCCGCAACACUCCCUAUGAUGCGGUCUUCAUAGCUCUGCUGGUGGAGGAGGGCCACACCCACGACAUCCUGGCCGCUGGUUUCGAUGGCAUGUACACCUACUUUGCCUCCAAUGGUUUCUCCUUCGGCUCCUCCCAUCAGAACUGGAAAGCUGUGAAGAACUUUUGCGAUGCCAACAACCUCAUGUUCAUUCCUAGCGUGGGGCCUGGCUACAUUGACACCAGCAUCCGGCCCUGGAAUAAUCACAACACGCGGAACAGGGUCAAUGGCAAGUACUAUGAGACAGCCCUGCAGGCAGCCCUGACCGUGAGGCCCGAGAUUGUCUCCAUCACCUCUUUCAAUGAGUGGCACGAGGGCACCCAGAUUGAGAAGGCCAUUCCCAAGAAGACACCGACUCGUCUGUAUUUGGACUACCUGCCUCACCAGCCCAGCCUGUACCUGGAGCUAACUCGCCGCUGGGCUGAGCACUUCAUCAAAGAGAAGGAGCAGUGGCUGAUGUGAGGGGCCUGCAAACAGGGCAUGAAGUCCUGAUGUCCCAGCCUCACUGGAAUAUUGUCCCCAUGUGGGGCUCUGCUGAGGUUGCAGGCACUCAGUCUCCAAGUCAGCAGCUGGGUGCCUCUGUGGGCCAUCAGGCCUGGGCCCAGGUAGGAACAGAGCCUGUUCCUCAGGCAGGCAGUGCUGGGGUUGCUGGGCAGACAGGAAACAGGGCAGUGUUCCAGAGAGGAAACUGCAGGGCUGGCAGGUGACUGGACUUAGCCCAGGGAAGCUUCACAUCCAGUCAGAACACUAAAAUAAUCCCUUCUAGCUUUGAACUCAGCAGGUUGCUGUGGUGUAGUGGAGUCACCAAGCCACUGCUCUUAGAAGGGUGCCAGGGUUCUGGGCCAGCAUGCACCCUGCUCCCUUCUGCCAGCCUCCGUCCUCUCUUCAGGCCUCCCUGCCAUAUCGUCUAUCUUGUCCAAGUUAGGGAACCAUAUUUGAGACUUCCUAAAAGUGAAAUUCUUAGGUUUAAGCGAUUCCCAGUAGAUUCCUGAACCCAAUUUUCAGGAAAUAAUCCUGAGCACUCACACAUUCAUUCAACACAGACUAACCGAGAACCUUACUAUGUGCUGGGAGCAAAUGACCAGGAAUGGUUCCUGUCUUCAACUUACAGGAUCCAGCUUCCUUUAUUUAGUAUGGCCUUGUAGCUAGUGCUGAAGCACAGCUAUAGGUUUUUCCUUUUUGCAGUUUUAACCACUGCUGGGAGCUCUGUUUCCUCUAAGAAAAUACCUCUGUGCUUUGAGCCUCCGUUUUCCCAGAUGAACAUUUAGCUCCAGGGAGAGGACUGGGACACCCCCCUUCCCUUUAGCUGCCUAAACUGAACGAGGCCCAUUUGCUAGAGCCAUUUUCAGUGCUACUGUGAUUUGUAUUAAUUAAAUGAUGUGGUAUUCUCAAGUGAACUUCCUCCUGAUCUCUUCAAGACUUCAAAUUCUGAUCCUAGUCAGAUUCUGGCAAAUUGACAUGUGGGAUGGCUAGUGUUAGCACAAUGAGUGAGUUUGCUUAAGAAAUCUGUAAGCAAGAUUUCUAGGGGGGAUAUUUAACAAACCAUUACUUCUUUACAAAUAAACUGAUGUGCUAAUUGCAGACACUCAAAGCAGGUCCUGGGACACCUUCUUGGCAAGAUUCUUAGGAUCUACUUGAAAAUAUGUACAUUGAAAACCACUAUAUUGAGAAGUUUGUGGGCUCAAGACUGAAUCUCAAUUCUGGGAACUGGGGUACAAGGCAGAGGGGAAGUAGUGGGCCCUACUGGCUACCAGAAGGACUCCCAGCUGCAGUUAAGUAACUGAUACUAAAUCCCACAGAUGGACGAGGCAGCCCUGAUCACCUUGCUUGUGACUUAGUUGGGAAAACCAAGGCAAGCAAGGACAGGUGAAAAGGGCUGGUGACUCGUAGUAAUUUAUAGAAAGGAGUAACACCGAGGCCUCAUUUCACAAAUACACAAUUUGAAAAAUGCCGGAAGUACGGCAAUGCCCCAGCAAGUAGGGGAAGCAAUUCUCAUGUUGCUGACGGCAACCUGAUUCAGUUCUCUUGAAGGCUAAUCUAGAUCAAGAGCCAUGAAAAUGUUCAUACACUCUGACCUAGUAAUCCUACGCUAAGGAAAUAAUUCAAAGAAGAAAAUCAAACCACUUUGAAAGAUGUUUAAGAGCAGCAUUAUUUUCUACUAAAAAAAACAAAGUUCAAAUGCCCAACAGUAACUGUGUUUAACACUUGGUAUACAUAUGAAUACAAAAGGCUGCCAAGUAGACACUGGAUUUAAAUUAAAGUAUUAUAAUUUAUUUUAUAAAUAAGAAAAAGUCAGUCUGAGAGAGAUAAUAUUUAUUUUCCAAUACUCUUUAAUUUGGACACCACCUCCCACUCCUCAUCUCACUCUCUGCCAACUGAGCUGACUUCCCACCAUUAGACCAAAAUGAUGAUUCUUCACCAGGCAAUUAGAGCACGACACACCACCAGCCCCUAGUUCAGAGGAAACAGUGUUUGGCCUGUAGCUCUACAAUCUU
Messenger RNA from Miniopterus natalensis, 2894 nucleotides. The record is from RefSeq and is a predicted model, not a curated record. Lineage: Eukaryota; Metazoa; Chordata; Mammalia; Chiroptera; Miniopteridae.